Messenger RNA from Aspergillus oryzae RIB40, 405 nucleotides. RefSeq lists its product as uncharacterized. The record is from RefSeq and is a predicted model, not a curated record. The transcript has a single exon. NCBI's taxonomy places the organism in Eukaryota, Fungi, Ascomycota, Eurotiomycetes, Eurotiales, Aspergillaceae. Bases 1 to 405 code for a protein of 134 amino acids.
AUGUCUCAUCGGGGGAUGUUGAGUCUUUGUCGCGACAACGAUGACCGGGAUGAAUUGAAGAAAUGGAUGUGGGGGCUGAGGAAGUAUGAAGAGAUCGAGCGCAUGGCAGGGAAGUCAGACCUGCAAAUACCUGACUUCAGCAUACCAGAUAAGGCACCGUGGCCUGACGACUGCGACUUGAUGGAACAUGAAGAGGGAUUGUGGCGAAAGUGGGAACCGAGUCGACAGAGGCAGGUGCAGAGAUCGAAGUUCAAGUGGAAGAAGAUCAUGAAGGAACGUGAAAAGCAGAGACAGUCACAUUUCGUACAGCUACGGCUGGCGCACCAGAAAUGCAAGGUGCAAAAGGUGAACAUCUACUGGGGUCGGGGAAUACUCCGAGAGGUGGCACUGGACUCGCCGUGGUGA